Fusarium graminearum PH-1 is the source of this 564-nucleotide messenger RNA. RefSeq lists its product as uncharacterized. Lineage: Eukaryota; Fungi; Ascomycota; Sordariomycetes; Hypocreales; Nectriaceae. Bases 1 to 564 code for a protein of 187 amino acids. The record is from RefSeq and is a predicted model, not a curated record. The transcript has a single exon.
AUGUCCAUCAAUACAAGAAACUUGACGGCCAGCAUCGAGUUUUACACCGAGCUCCUCGGUUUUCGCAAAUUAUUCACCCUCCAGAUCACCAAGACGUACUCAAUCACCUACCUAGCCCAUGCACAAGGCGGGAAGAACGGAACGGGUUACCAGACAGCACUCGAGAUGAACCGCGAGAAGAACAACGCACAAGGUCUUCUUGAGAUUUCCUACGUUGAUGUCCCAGUCAAGAACAUCGAGUCUGGAAGGCAGCAUCCCAACACGUUUGGACACAUCGGUAUUGUUGUACCUGACAUACACGCCUUCCAAGAACGGUUGGGCACGAUGCCUCAUAUCUCGGUGCUCAAGAGGUCGGGUGAGCCGUUUGUUGAGCUUGAUCCGAAUCUUGUGGUUGGCCCUGCCGUUGGGUUACUGCCUGAUAUAGUUGAGCAGCUCGAUGAAGACGAGAGGAAAGCGAUCGUUCGGAACUUUGGGCAGAGUGUUGAGUCUCUCAUCUUUGUCGCAGACCCUGACGGUAAUUUUAUUGAGGUCCAACCCCAAGAAGGGGCUUCACUGGUUGGGUGA